Columba livia (rock pigeon) is the source of this 7331-nucleotide messenger RNA. RefSeq lists its product as uncharacterized. NCBI's taxonomy places the organism in Eukaryota, Metazoa, Chordata, Aves, Columbiformes, Columbidae. Gene Ontology annotation, molecular function: nucleic acid binding; RNA-DNA hybrid ribonuclease activity. Gene Ontology annotation, biological process: DNA integration. The coding region runs from base 3041 to 4885 and encodes 614 amino acids. The transcript has 2 exons. The record is from RefSeq and is a predicted model, not a curated record.
AUUCUUAAAACUGACAUAGAUUUAUGACAUAUUCUUUAGAACAGGUAACUUAAACCAUACCCUAUUCUUAAGAUUGAUAUAGAUUUAAGACAUAUUCUUUAAAACAGGUAACUUAGAAAUAACUGAUAAACAUGCGAAUGUUACUUAGCAUUGCUUAGAUAGAUAAUUUGUGUUAGAAUAGGUGUGGGAUAUGCUAAUGGUUGUCAAGAAUUGUAAUGCAUAUGUAUGUGAUCAAAUUGUAUAAAUAUGGUGUAGUCUGAAUCAGUGGCUGAAGCCAGCUUUGGGUGCGAACCCCUGGUUUCCCAGCGCUGAAAUAAAGCACCGCAUAUAACUGCACCUGUGGUUAUGUGUCUUGAAUGCUAACAUUUUUGGCGACCCAGAUGGGACCUCGCGAGCAUUGCUGAGGCGGAUCGCGUCUUGAUCCUGCUCCAGCUAGCACCGAGGUAUUCUUGGGGAGUGCAUCGGACGCGACCGACCCUCUGCUGCUCACGACGGACCUCUGACUGGUAAGAAGGUGCUUUAUCUGGAUUGUUGGGUACCCACUUGGUCUGGUUCUGGUCUGGUAGCCUGCUGGUCAGGCAUCUGGUAGCCUGCCGGUCAGACGCGGCGAAAGCCACGCUCGGUUGGGCAGGGAGCUCCCGUGGUAUUGCCUAGGCAGCCGUCCGUCAGACAGAGGGAAACCUCUGCAGGUUCGGCAUCUGGUCUGGUUAUUUGUGCUACUCAGCACCUGGUCUGUAGUUCUGGUGAUUUAAUCUGUAUUUACUGUUGAAACCGGUGAUUUGAUCCUGUUUACUGUUGUUCUGGUAAAGUUACCUGUGUUAUCUUUCUGUGUUAGUUAUCUGUAUCCUUCUCUGUUGAUAUGUCCAAUUCAAACGUAUCGCCGUCAAAUUGCUUUCUGAAACAUUAGAAGAAGGCUGGGUUUGGACAGUUUAUGCAUAAAAGAAGUGUGAUUGUGAUCUGUUUGCAUAUUUGAACUCGGUAUUCGGUUUGCAUGUCUGAGCUCAGUAUUUUAGUUUGUAUGUUUAUAUUUGGUACCAAAAGAAUUUGUUUGGGGAAAUAAUUACGAAAUAAGAACGGUUUCCGUUACUGAAGUGCCACCUUGCUCCCCCUUCAGAUGCAUCUGUACACAUGAAAGUAAAUUGAGUUAGCUGUAUUGCAGUUAGUGUUGUUUUGUGGAUAGACUGAUUUGGAUUUGGAUCUAAAAUUAAUGUCAGGGAUUGAUGUUUAGUAUGCUGUUUAUUGACAUCUGUAAGAAGUUACAAAAGGGUAGGAGCUGAGGGAUGUAACUAUUGUUCAGCUAAUUGGAAUUACAUAUAAAGUUUAUAAUCACAGGAAUUAAAUGAAGAGAGAAAAAGGGCAAAAGGAGCCCAAACCUGUGCCCGUCAGCUUCUCCUUGAUAAGCUGCAGAGAGAAAAAAAAAAAAAGGUGAAAAGCUGACUGUCUGCUAAAGCGGUGGGAAAGGGGGGGGGAGCGGCGGCUGCUAAGGCUGAAGCUGCAGCUCCUCUCCUCCGGGCUCGCCGCCCGCGGGGGAUCAUCAAACGUAAUAGCACCCCUGCGGCAGGCAGUAGGUGUUGGGGGGGAACCAGUCUAUGUAAAAGUCCCGUUUUCGCCGGGAGAUUUAGUGAUCUGGAAGCAAAAGUGAUUAAGGUUGCAAAAGUGAUUAAGAUGAUAAUUAAGACGCAGAAUCCUGAUUGGGAUGAUUUACAAGUCAUUUUAGAUACAUUAAUGGACUCUACAGAAAAAUAUGUGGUUAUACAGGUUGCGAGGGAUAAGGUGAGAGAAGAUAUUUGGAAUGGGAAAGUAGAGGCUAACGUUGAUGAGAACUUUCCAAAAGAAGAUCCCCGAUAAUACAGGAGAUACAGACAAUACAGGAGGCGGGUUAAGCCGUCUCCGGAGGUAUCAGGAUUGGUUAUUGAUUGGCGUUUAAACUGCUAUGCCGAAGCAAAUGAAUUGGUCAAAAUUAUAUGAUGUGAUGCAGGAAAACAAUGAGUCUCCCUCGGCCUUUUUAGAAAGAUUAAAAGAAGCUGCCAAAACCGGGAUGUAAAAUUUUUAGUAGACACAGGGGCUAUUUAUAGUCUCUACUGAAUUCCUUACAGGGGGCGGUAGGUCACAGAGCUACAACAAUUGUUGGUGCCACGGGGAAGGAGGAAGUACGGCCAUUCCUGCAACCUUUGGAUUUGUGUUUUGGAGAAAAGGAGCUAACCCACGAGUUCUUAUAUGUUCCAGAUUGUCCGGUUUCUCUUUUAGGACGAGAUUUGCUGACCAAAUUAGAUGCCACAAUAACAUUUGAGGACGGAAAUUUGGUAAUGAAAGUUCCGGAGUCAAAGGUAGGACAAAUUUUACUAUUAAAGGAAAAUCCAAUUGUGAAAAUACCACAGGCAAUAGAAGAUGCAGUGAUUCCCACGGUAUGGGAAACUGACAUACCUGGGAAGUCAAAGGCAGCUAAACCUGUGAAAGUAGCGCUGAAGGAAGGUGCUGAACCGGUACGAUUAAGACAGUACCCAUUGAAAUUGGAAGCCAGAUUAGGAAUAGUAUCUUUAAUUGAGAAAUUUUUGAAAUAUGGAAUUCUAGAAGAAUGUGAAUCAGAAUACAAUACUCCAAUUUUUCCAGUAAAGAAACCUGAUGGUAGCUAUCGACUAGUCCAAGACUUAUGAGCAAUAAACCAGAUCACUAAGGACAUACAUCCAGUAGUUGCAAAUCCGUAUACCUUGUUAACAUCUGUGAAAGAGAAAUAUAAAUGGUUUACAGUACUUGAUUUAAAAGAUGCCUUCUUCUGCAUACCCCUUGACCAGGAAAGCAAAAAGCUAUUCGCUUUCGAAUGGGAGAAUCCACACAACAGGAGAAAGGCCCAAUUAACCUGGACACGCCUUCCACAAGGAUUUAAGAAUAGUCCAACUAUCUUCGGAAAUCAACUAGCCAAAGAGCUUGAGGAAUGGACUACAAGAGGCCAUAUCGGAAUUCCUCGACAAUGGUAUUUGUUGCUGCAAUAUGUGGAUGAUAUUCUGAUUGCUGCUGAGACCCAAGAACUUUGCAUUCAGGAAUGGCAGGAUGGUGCAGGCUCUGGAUCAUGGACUAUGGACUUAUUGCCAAACCUUUAUACGAGGCACAGAAGAAUAAGACCUUGGUGUGGGAAAGACCACAACAAGAAGCUUUUCAAAAAUUGAAACAGGCCUUAAUGCAAGCGCCUGCUUUGGGCCUACCUGAUCUGAGUAAAGACUUCCAGUUAUUUGUACAUGAACGACAGAGACUUGCUCUAGGGGUAUUAACCCAACGGCUGGGAUCUUGGAAAAGGCCUGUAGGUUAUUUCUCUAAACAACUUGACCCGGUAAGUGCUGGAUGGCCGGCGUGCUUGCGGGCGGUGGCUGCUACCGUGAUAUUAAUUCAGGAAGUCCGGAAACUGACUAUGGGGAAAAGGAUCGAAGUGUUUGUAUCCCAUAUGGUGACUACUGUAUUGGAACAAAAGGGGGGCCAUUGGCUUUCCCCAAGUAGAAUGAUGAAAUAUCAGGCAAUUUUAACAGAGCAGGAUGAUGUUAUCCUAAAAACAACUAACCUAAUGAAUCCAGCUGUGUUUUUAAGCGCAGAGACUGAAGAAGAAAAUCUGGAACAUGAUUGUGUGGAGGUCAUUGAAUAUACCCACGCAAGUCGACCUGACCUGAAAGAUACCCCAUUGGAGAAGACGGAUUGGGAGCUUUUUACUGACGGCAGUAGUUUUGUGGAAAGCGGAGUGCGGUAUGCAGGAUACGCGAUUACUACUGCCAAAACAGUAAUUGAAGCUAAAUCCCUACCACCAAACACAUCAGCACAGAAAGCUGAGUUGAUAGCCCUAACUAGGGCAUUAGAGCUCAGUGAGGACAAAAGGGUCAAUAUUUGGACCGACUCAAAAUAUGCAUUCGGGGUUGUUCAUGUACAUGGAGCUCUUUGGAAAGAGCAUGGACUACUCUCCUCCCAAGGAACAAACAUCAAGUACCAAAAAGAAAUAUUGAACUUGAUUAAUGCCGUUCAAAAGCCAUCACUAGUUGCCAUCAUGCACUGUAAAGCUCAUCAGAGUGGGACAUCAACAAUUAUUGAAGGAAACCGACUUGCUGAUCAAACAGCCCGAUCAGUGGCACGACGAGUCUGGAUGAUGGUGGGUCUUGUCUCCCAAAAGGUAAGAGCAAUUGAUUUAUUACCUACACCUUCAGAGGCACCUGAAUAUUCUACAGAAGAUGAGAAAUUGGCAAGACUAGUAAAAGCCGUCAAGGAUAAUUCUGGAUGGUAUGUAACCACCAACGGACAAAUUGUGGUCCCGAUCACAAUUAUGAGAGGGAUACUUCAGGCGGAGCACCAGAAGUGUCAUUGGGGUGCAGAAGCAUUGGUAACUUAUCUAAGAAAACAAAUUAUCUCGGUCCAGAUGUUAACAAUGGCAAAAUCUAUCACAGCUAAGUGUGAAAUUUGCUUGAGAAAUAAUCCUUUAGUUAAAAGAAAAGUAGAUAUGGGAAAAAUUAGGACAGGUGUACAACCAGGGGAUUGUUGGCAGAUAGAUUAUGUGGAACUCCCCAAAACUCGAGGAUUCAGAUAUCUGUUAGUUGGGGUAUGCACCUUUUCAGGAUGGCCAGAAGCCUUCCCUUGUCGCACCAACCAGGCACAAGAAACUGUAAAAUGGUUACUGAAGGAAAUAAUUCCUAGAUUUGGAGUACCAUUGGGAAUAUCAUCUGAUAGGGGACCGCAUUUUGUUGCUCAAGUGGUAAAGGAAGUCAGUAGAUGUUUGGGAAUUAAAUGGGAAUUACACACCCUGUGGAGACCCGAGUCUAGUGGCCAGGCGGAGAAAAUGAAUCAGACGUUAAAACGACAACUUAGCAAAAUUUGCCAAGAAGCAAAAUUUAAUGGCCCCAGGCCUUACCAAUAGCGUUAUUGCGAAUUAGGAUUAAACCUAGGAGUGGAAUGUCGGUAAGCCCAUACGAAAUUCUGUAUGGCAAACCAUAUGAAGCACCUGAUCCGAAUCCAAGUGUACAUGUAAAAGGUAAUCAGGAUGUGUACAAUUAUGUGUUGUCUCUCGGCAAGACAUUGAAUCGACUCAGAUCCGUAUUAGUGUGGAAUCGCCCACUAGCACUUGAGAAUCCGGUACAUGAUAUAGAACCUGGAGACAUGGUGUAUAUAAAGACUUGGAGAGAAGAUCCUUUAAAAGAACGUUGGGACGGACCUUAUCAAGUACUUUUAACUACAUUUACCGCAAUUAAGGUUGCUGAAAUAGACUCCUGGAUACAUUACACCCGAGUGAAGAAAGUCCCGAAACUGUGGCAAUCACGACGCAGGAUGUCUAACUUUUGUUACCGUUUUGUUUUUGUAGUAGUUUAUGUACCCAGACUGUAUGCCACACUGAUUUGCAAAGUCGCUGGAGAACAAUUAUGUAAAACACGAAGGGCUAUAGGAGAUAGUGACGAUACUCAAAUGCCACAAGUAGUACAGAGUGUACAGAAUCAGGCAGAGAAUCUGAUGAUAGGACUAAUUCGAGAUUUUGCACAAACCCAAAAUGUCAGUAGCAUCACUGCUUGUCUUCCCAUCCCGAAAUCAGCUGAAGAUCCGGUACAGUGGGGAAUAAUAUCUAUGACCUUACCAGAAGUAAAUAAGACUGGUAAGAUAGUGUGUGAGUCCCAUACUAAAAUAGAGCAAGUACCAAUUGAACAACGGACAAAAGAGCUUGUUAAGAAUGCCAUGAUAAAAAGAGGUGACUGCUUAAAGUUGCCAGGAGCAGAAUUUGUAAAGAUAUGACGAUUUCAUAAUAUUGGGUAUUGCACGUAUGAAAUGUGGACCACCAAAACAGUAUAUUAAAAGGUUGAGCGAGCCUAUUGGGAAUGUAAAGAUCAGGAUAAUCAGAACAUAACUGAAUCAUGGGAUAACAUGUGGACGUUGAGUAUAGUACAGCAAUAUCAAUAUAGCGAAGCAUUUCCAUGGUGUAUACGAUGGACCAAUGUAACAAGAGGAGUAACAGUACCGUGGUGGAAUUGCUCUCAAGUAAUGACCUGCCAGACAGAUGUGAAAGAAAUACCUCUGUCCAUCAUUAAAGUUGCAGUAAUCGCAGGUUGCAUUUGUCAGAAACAAUUGGAUCCAAAGGAAGCAAUCAAAAUGGGCAUUGAUGGAGAUAAGAUAGAUUGUAGAGGAACUAUAGGUAGUGUGGGACAUUUGGUUUGGGCCUUAAGUGAUGGAACCUGGACAACACAUUUACCGAUAGCAGGACCAGUAAGGGAGGUUACUUUGGGGUUACCAACCCUAUGUCCCAUUUGGAAAAGGUCACCCUUGAAGAAUAGGCAAGAACUCCUACAAGUUAGGCACAAGCGAGAGAUAGAUGAAGAUGAUGUGUGGCACGAGCCAUCGGGUAGUGUUAAAUUCGGCUGGGCAUUAGAAUCUUUCUUUGCACCAAUCGCAGCCUAUAGAAACAGAGAAAUGAUUGACAGAUUAAUUGGACAGAUGGAUCGAUUGGCAAGGGUAACCAAAAAGGGUUUUCGAGAAUUCAAUAUACAAUUGCAAGCUACGACCAAAAUGACUUUGCAGAACAGAAUGGCACUUGACAUAAUGUUGCUAAAAGAAAAUGGGGUUUGUGGAUAUUUAAAAGAUAGGGUUGAUCAUUGCUGCAUUCAUAUCCCAAACGUAACCUCUGAAGUGGAAAAGGAUAUUUCCCAGUUAACCCAAACAGAAGAAGAACUGCAAGCGGAAAAACAAGAUGUAGAGCAGAGCUGGGUUGGGGCCUUGCUAGGCAAAUUGAACCUGAACCUGGGAGGAUGGGUACAUUCAUUAUUGGAGAGUUUAUUUUUGCUUGCCAUUAUAGUUACUCUUUUCUUUUGCUUUAUGCUUGUAUUAAGCAUCAAAUAAGUCAAUCAAACGCAAAGAACGACCGCAUCUUUACUGUUCGUAGCAGAUCCACUUUUGACAACCCUCCAGCUUAUAAGGAAAAUAUAAUGUAGUGAAAAUGCAUUGUCUAGGAAUAGAAAAGCAUUUUCAAAGGGGGGAAAUGUUAUAGUUGAAUUGAAUUUUGUGGGCUGUGUUUUGAUUCUGUAGACCGUAUCCAAGAUUCUUAGCUUUGAUACUGUAUCCAGGUUCAGAAUGUGCAUUCAAGCAUGAUUUUAUAUAACCAUACCCUAUUCUUGAAAUUGACAUAGAUUUAUGACAUUCUUUAGAACAGGUAACUUAAACCAUACCCUAUUCUUAAGAUUGAUAUAGAUUUAUGAUAUAUUCUUUAAAACAGGUAAAAACAGGUAACUUAGAAAUAACUGAUAAACAUGCGAAUGUUACUUAGCAUUGCUUAGAUAGAUAAUUUGUGUUAGAAUAGGUGUGGGAUAUGCUAAUGGUUGUCAAGA